AUGGAGGAAGAUCCUAAUUUGUCUGUCACUACUGAAAUACUGAAUGUGGAUGUUCAAACACUGUUAAAGCAGAGGCAACGCAAUGAAGGCGUGUUAUUAGUACCCGUAGGAAGUAAGUCUCCUCCUUCUGAAGAAAACAACUCUGAAUGGAGGUUUUCAUUUUCUCUAACUGAAAAACUGUUAGUACACUCAUUCAACCACAGUCAGCUGUUGUGCUAUGCCUUGUUAAAGAUUUUUCUAAAAGAGAUCAUUGACAAAGUUAAUAUUUUUAACAAACUUUUAUGUUCAUAUUACAUGAAAACGGUUCUUUUCUGGGUCUCAGAAGAAGUCGAAUGCUCAUAUUGGGUACCUGAAAACUUGUUGCGUUGCUUUUCCUUAUGCUUACAGCGACUCCAUUAUUUUGUUUUAUGUAAUUAUAUUCCAAAUUAUUUUAUUCCUCAACAUAAUAUGAUUGAAGGAAGAUUGUCAGAAAAAGUUGGAAAACAACUUGGAAUUUUUAUAGAAAGACUUCUUAUAGGAAAUAUAUGGGAAGUACUUUUGUCAUUGGAUUUACUUUAUGAUUUACGUCAUGCCAAGUGCUAUAUUUCGAAACCAUUACGUGUCAUUUCAGAAUUCGAUAAAACCAUGAUGACACUGAAUAUCCCAAACUGUGCACAAUGUAUUGGAGAUAUAUCAUUCAGAUCAUUGAGUUUCUUUGCUUACAGGAUUCUAAAUGAGAACUGUCCAACAUUUUUCAAAAACAUCUAUGCAAUUGCGUUACUAGACUUCUGUAGAAGUAAAGCAACUUCUAUUAAAAUGCGUUCAGUUGAUUUACCGCACAGCAGUAAUAAGCAGUAUUACUCUCAAUAUAAACAAUGUUUAUUCCAUCUGUUGUUGAAUUUAAACAGCGAUGCCGUGUCAGGUUGGUUACUACUCGCAGCAUUUUUCUACACCUGUCAGGAAUAUCGUAAGAUGAAUGAUAUACUUCAACUUUCAGAGUAGAUUUUAUCUCGUGAUUUAUAUACAAUGUCUAUCUUAAUGGACUUAUCUGCAGUCAAGCAAACUACUUUUGAAAACACGUUAGUUCCAAGUAGACAAUUCCUCAAAAGGUUAAGACAUUCAAUGAUCAGAUCUUUUUGUGUUCAAAGGGAUGUACAAAUUGACGAUAGUUUUAUAUUUCACGAAGACCUGUGAUUAAUCGAUACGUUCUUUUCUAUUGGAACUCCAAUAGUAUUUAUACGCUAUCUUACAUUCUUAUAUUUCCACAAACAAAACAAUACAGACGGAAUGAAACGUGCAAUGCUGUUGUUACAGGAAGCUGUUGAAAGAUCACCGAAGUUAGAUGGUUGUUCCAUUUCUGCGAAUUUUUGGUUUUUGUUACGUGCAAAGUCAUUAACUGGUGUUUAAGAAAUUGAAACCAUCAAAAGAAUGUUUUCCGUUUUAAAACCUUUUGAUGUUACAGGUCUGUUAUCAGGUAUUCAAGACAUUGAAAACGAGUACAAGCUUUAUUUGAAUGAAUAGAUAGUACAUAUACAUAAUGAAGCAUAUUUUAGCGCAUUCUGCAACUGCCUUCACAAAGAAAAAUAUUCAAGAUAUUUAAAGAGGUUUAACAGUACUUAUCAGUUUUAAAAUAUUCUCAACCCCAGAAUUUAAAGUGCUAGCAAGAUAUGAAUAUUUCUCAAAAGACUGUUUUGACCGAUAAAAUUCCCGGGAGACCUUCCUGUUUUUCAGUGUCAAUGAAAUUAAACUACGCUUAGACUAGGUAGAGGUUCAGUAUUUAUUCAUAGCAUUUUCGAUUGAAAGAUCAGGAAAUUCUAGAAAAUACCCUGACCCAUUAAUCCCUAAUUUAUUCUAUUUUCUCGAUUUUUAAAAGCAAAAAAAUACUUCGUACAAAUCGAACUUAGAAUCAGAGCUCAUCAGUUAGCUAUUGAGAAAGAUAUACGUAGAUACAAAAAAAAUCGAUAAAGAUAAAAGAUUGUGUGGGCAGUGUAAUAAUAUGCAGGUUGAAGACGAGUUUCAUUUUUUAUGGAAUGCACUGCAUAAGAAAAGGAACGCAUGCAUACAAAUUAAAAACUUCCUUUAUAUGUCAAAGUAUGAACAAUUUAUUUGUUUAAUGUUAUGUGAGUCUGAAAAUGUUAAUAUGUCAGUGUCAAGUUUUAUAAGUACUUGUUUUGAAAUAAGAGAUAAUUUGCAUUCCAGAAACUUAAUAUACAUGUAGUAGUGAUGUAGUUUAUUUAUUAUGUAUUAGAGACGGUUAAAAUUCUAUUUUAUUUAUUUUCAAACACCAUCUGGUAUGGAGUAUAGUUAUUUAAUCAUUCUUUUUUAUGUAAUAUAUCUAAUAUAAUUAAUCCUAUGUAUAUACAUGUAUGUAUAUGCUCGAAAAUGGGCUCUUUAAUUGGAUUCAAUAAAUAUUCUUAGUCUAUAUCGAAGAAGAAUCCUUUACAGACAUAAUUCUGGAGGAACUAUAUUUGUACCUUGCCUAGUGAAGAUGGAUUGAUCUCGUGGUCAUUUUUAGCGAUUGUCUGUAGUCUUUUUUAUUAUGAAAAUUUUGAAAACAAACGAAACGAUGAGUCCUUAGUACACUUUAAAGUUUCCAUAAUUUGUAUUUUUACUUAAUUUAUUGAAUAAACUGUUUAUGUAUGUGUCAAAAAGUAAUUCUGUCAAAAAAUGUUUGCUUUGGAUUUUAUGGAAAGAGGGGAAAAAAUUUAAGUUGGUCAAAACUCACAAAUUUGUAAAAAAAAAGCUUCAAAUGCUUAGAUUUCAACAAAAAUUGCUAUAAGUUGUAAUAGAUUUUUUCAAAGUGACCAAAAAACCAACAAUUAUAAAAGAGUGGUAUAAACUACCCAUUUGCUAAGAAAUCCUAAAUUUGGAAAAUCAUUUUUUUAUAAAGAAAUAUAUUUAAUAUAGGUAUGACAACUUUAAGAUAUAUCAUUCUGUUUUGAUAGGAUUCCAAUGAAAAUCGAAUUCAGCGUCAAUUGUUCUUCAACACCCAGAAAAGUUCUAUUUAAUAUCAGAUUUAUAGAAAUUAUAGAAGGUUAACAAUAUUCGCUAUUGAAAUUCUAAUUAAAUUCAAUUCAAUACGUACAAGUGAGAGGUUUAGCUAGCUAUAAAACCAGGUUCAAUCCACCAUUUCUAAAUAAGAAAAUGCAUGUACCAAGUCAGGAGUAUGACAGUUGUUAUCCAUUUGUUUGAUGUGUUUGAGCUUUUGAUUAGGGACUUUCCUUUUUGAAUUUUCCUCGGAGUUCAGUAUUUUUGUGAUUUUACUUUUUGAUAGUUUUUAUACACAAGGCUUUAAACAUAUUGAAAUCGAUAGAAACUAUAAUGUUUGUGUGUGGUUUUUUUUCUUCAAAUUAAAACUAUGAAAAACUUUAAUUUUUGUUUUGAUUUAAAAAACUUAUUUGACUGUACGUUGUUUAAUGUUUGAAAUAAAAUGAAUGUUUAUGUUUA
Molecule: messenger RNA, 3426 nt
Organism: Mytilus californianus (California mussel)
Lineage: Eukaryota; Metazoa; Mollusca; Bivalvia; Mytilida; Mytilidae
Exons: 2
Coding region: 1-981 (326 amino acids)
Source: RefSeq, a predicted model, not a curated record